AUUAUUUUUAAUAUUUUUACAGAAUUUUAUGAAAUUUUAACAAUUUUUCAAAAAUUCCCAAAUCACCCAAAUUUCCCCCAAAUAAUCCAAAAUCCCCCUCAAAAUCCCCAAAAUUCCCCUCUCUACUCUUAAAUAAUGAAGAGAUAAAGUGUUGAAAUGGAUGUAAAGUGUGAAUCUUUGGAUUGGAUUCGUUGUAUGAAUUCGCAGUUGAAGUCGCCUGGCGCUUACAUUUCCACUCGCUUGGAAUCUGUUUCAUUAGAACAGCUCCAGCGUGAGUUCUCAUCACUUCUACUCACAAGUCAAUCACACGGCUCAACACUUCUGUCCACGGCCUUCUCAAAUGCCACAGGGCAUAAUGAUAAUCUGAAGAAGAUUAUCAUGUCAAUGUGGCCUCUAAAGGACAAAGUUACCUCCUCCUACGAAUCUUUAAAGUGUAUUAGAGAUAAGAAUACACAAAUACUCGCCAGUGUGAACUCUUUGUUACACAGGUUAACUGUGGUACUAUAUAGUAAAAAAGCGUUAAGUAAGCUAAUUCUCAGUAAAAGGUUAUUUCACACACUUUGUACAGAAUUGCUACACACUUUCAAAUCUCUCAAUGUUGACAACGUAGGAGUAAGUAAUACCGUUGACAGUGUUACAAAUAGUGUAGGAGUAAGUAAUAGUGUAGGAGUUGACGAGUGUGUCGUGAGUGUGGUGGUUAGGAUGAUAGAGUUGGUGAGUAAGAAUGUGUAUAGGUUGAAUAGUAUGAUACAUAAUAUUGAGGGAUAUAACUUAGAAUCCAGCUGGUUAAUAUUACAAUUUGCACCUAAAGAAUUGGAUAGAGUGCUUCAACUGGUUGAGGAAUUUAAAUCAUAUGACGGGAAACUGAGGGAAUUAGUUCCAAAUUAUACAAUUUCAGAUGAUUUUGAAAGUUGUUUACAAUAUGUUAUUCAUCAUUUUUCAAUCGCAGAUUAUGUCAAUUUGGAAGCUGAGUUAUGUGUUAAAAAACUGGAGGAAGAUGUGCGAUCAGUGCGAAAAUCACUUGUGACCCUGACUGAACUAUGUUCCAGCGUAGCGUUUACAAGAUUAUACAAACUUUACACUGAGUUGAAUGAGUUGAACACGAUCAUCAACAGUGACGGCGUUGACAGAGUAAGAAUUAGAGCUGAAAUUAACAAGUUUUUAUCAGCACUUACCUAUACCAUCAGAGGCUUCACACUACUCAACUCUGAUCUCACUCCUCUGCUACACAUUUUCAAUGAUACCUUCCUAAUUCCCUUUUCCAACUCCUUUAAUACUCUUACCAUUACUACUUUCAAUAGUGUCACAAAUGUUAAUAAUGUCAACAGUGUCACUAAUGUUAAUAGUGUCGACAGUGUCAGUAGUGUUAAUGUAGUUAACAGUGUUAGUAAGGUUAAUAGUGUAAAUAGUGUUGGUAGUGUGGAAAUGUUGCAUGAGGAAGCGGGUACAUUUAGUGGUUUUGUGGAUAGAGUGGAGAAAGUGAUAUUUACGGAGAGUGUGUUAAUGCAAUUUCUGGACGAGUUAUCGGAGUUAAUUGGUGAUGAGAAUUUCAAGAGUUUAUGUAUUCUACGGCCUGUGGCACUUUGGAUUUUUACCAUAAUUGAAGACUCAUUUUCACACAUUUUCUCACCCAUAGACCCGGAUUACCGGGUAAACUACUCAUCAUUCGAACGCCUUCUCACGAUAAUUGAGUGUAAAUCCGACUCAACACUGUGUAACUUAUUCAAGUGGCGUGCCAGUGCAUUACCUUACUCAUAUUCUACCAGAUUCUGCGUUAAUGUUAUUACCAAUAAUUUUCUCGAUAAUGUUAUUUCUACCGUUAAUUCCGAACUACACAAAUAUCAUGAACUUGGGAAUCUACAAACUUACCACAUCAAACCACACACCAACUCCAACUCCAACACAGAUACAACGCAAACGGAGAUGUGUGAUGGGGGAGUGAGAUCAUUUUUUCUAACAUCAAGUCUGGUGGUGUAUGGGCAGAUGAUAGAACUGUUUAGUGUUCAAAUGUUUAAUCACAUGUUUGGCCAGCAUUUGAAGACCUUUAGUGAUGUCGUUAAGUUAUAUCUCAACCACAUUGAGUCAUUUAUUAUUCACAUGGAGAUGAAUAAUAACACAGACUCCAGCGCUAGAAGCUCUGUUCUAGAUUAUCACAGUGGUAAAUCUGUUACGCACAGUGCUUCAGGAUUAGAUGGCGGAUUUCUGUGGCCUUCAGGAUUAUCCUUUGCAUAUUCUGCCUAUGUGCUUCAUGAUAUUAUUCAAAUUUUAAACUCACUCACUAUUUCCGAUUUGACCCACUGUAAAUUCAACAAUUUGUCUGGCGAACGAUUCAAUGAGUUUUCUGGUGAAAAAUCCAACAAUUUGUCUGGUGAAAAAUCCAACAAUUUGUCUGGUGAAAAAUCCAACAAUUUGUCUGGUGAAAAAUUUAAUGAGUUUUCUGGUGAAAAAUUUAAUGAGUUUUCUGGUGAAGUUCGGUUUCACGGAUUUGGCGCAGUCUCAAUACUAAUCCUCAAAACAUGUUUAAUUCCACUUAAAUUAUAUAUAAAUAGAAAGAAUAUUAAGGAUUUGAGUACUCUGUGGGAUCACACAGUCCGACAAGGAUCGCCUGAGUUUGACUGUGAUAAAGAGUUGUAUCCUGAUGAACUGUGUGGUGAAGAGUUGGGUGAUAAAGAGUUGUGUGAAGUCAGGAGAUUACUAAAGUUUACAGUAAAGGGAAUGUUAUUACUGAUAGAAUUUAUUAAUAAUAUUAAUGAUCACAUCAACUUCAUUAAAGACAAACUCUGUCAAUAUAUUGUGAGUUCGUUGUAUAGUAGUUCAAAAUGCAGUUUACAAUUCAUACAAUCACUAGCCUCAAAAUUCAGAUCCUCAAACACACAAGAUUGUGAAGUGAGUGACUAUGUGAAGUUUUUAGUGGCGCCACUGUGUUCAUUUCAUGAAUUUACACGCGAAAUACUCUCCCAAGAAGUGGUGAAAGAUAUAAUGGUGAAGACUGUUCAGCUGGUUUCAUCAGAUUACAUUUCACACAUUAAAGCGCUUGUAAGUUCUGUGGAAACGUUAAACUCGUCGCUGACGAAUCCGAAACACAUUUCUCUUAGUGAAUACUCAGAGAGUUUCCUAAUCGUAGACAUUGAAAUGUUAAAGAAACAAAUAUCUAGAGAUAUUGAAGAGUUUUAUCAAACGUGUAAACAUAAAUUUAAUGUCCAAAAAUCAGACUGUAACUCACUUGAACUAUUGUUACAAUUUAACUAA
Theileria parva strain Muguga is the source of this 3249-nucleotide messenger RNA. RefSeq lists its product as uncharacterized. Bases 157 to 3249 code for a protein of 1030 amino acids. The transcript has 7 exons. Lineage: Eukaryota; Apicomplexa; Aconoidasida; Piroplasmida; Theileriidae. The record is from RefSeq and is a predicted model, not a curated record.